Messenger RNA from Chara braunii, 3238 nucleotides. Lineage: Eukaryota; Viridiplantae; Streptophyta; Charophyceae; Charales; Characeae. The record is from the annotation of a GenBank genome assembly.
GCGAGCACUACGUCUAAGAAAGCUUAGGAGAGUCAAACGGAGAAUGAAGCUCCCCAGAAGUGUUUUCUCCUCCCUGCAUGCGAAAUACGCAAGAGUUCUGGCGGAGUCCAAUGCAUCUGGUGCCAUACCAACAGCAGGGGGGGGAAGUGUAGCUGCUGCGGCUGCUGGCGCUGAUGCAUCCACUUCUCAUCACGCUCAAAACGAAAGAAAAUUGGAUCCGACGGAAAAGGAGGACGCGGCUGAGAGUUCGAGCUCGGAUUCCAGCUCGGAGUCUGAUUCGGAUUCUGAUGAUGAGAAGGAAGGAGACACUUCUUCCAAGGAUUAUGGCAAUGGCAUAUCUGUUCCCGAGGGAAAGCAGGAGGAGAAGGAGGAAGUAAUGGUGGAUCGUCGACCACCCAAUGAUACACACGAAGCAUCAUGUGCACAACCUGCCGAAAACGGAGUUGCUUCAGCACCCGCUGCCAGUCAUGUAACCGCAGCAACGGUUUCCGUUCCAGGAACAGUUUCUGUUCCUGGCUCAAAGAAAAUGGCAGCUGCUGCUGAUGAUGAUUCUGUUCCUGGAUUACUAGUGGAUGGGGAUGGGACUCGUCAUGCCGCCGCCAAUCAGCAUCCGACGUCUGCUCCGGUCGCUGUCACCAGUGCUAAGAAUUGUAAUGAAUCCUCCGAGAACACCACUGUGGUAUCGGGGUCCAACUUGAAGGAGGAGGAGAAAGUAGUGCCUCUGCAGAAUGCUGUCCAGGUGCAAAGUCAAGAACCAACGACACACGUGAGCUCCUUGGCGUCUGAACCUGCUCCUGGAACGAAUGCGAACAGGAUUCCAAGUGCUGGACCAGCGGAUGGACCAGAGGCUGCACCAGCGGCUCCUUCUGGUCCUGGUUCACGGAAUCACGCAGAGAAUGAAGGGAACUGUGUGUUGGGAUCCUUGAGCGCCCUGCUUUGUGAGACAGAAGGAGGUCUGGGAAGUGGCAAUCAGGACAGAGAUGAUGGUAAUGGACUCGGAGUGAAGGCGGGGACAGAAGAGGAAAAUGGCUCUGUCAUCGACGGCGUAAGACAAAGCACAAGUGUCAGCGAUAGCGCUGGUCUCAACAAUGUUGUGCUGUCUAUCAUCCACAAGUUCGCUGAAGAAAAGAGUGACUUCACAGUUCUAGACCUCGGAGCCGAAACUGAGGCUUUCCCUGGUAAAGAGGUUUCAGAAAGCGUUUCUGUUCAAGGCACUGGCACCAGGAACGAUGAGGAUUGCCGGCCUGAUGAUGGUGAGCAGAACGUUCCUCAGGGUCCAUCAAACGUUGUCGCAGACAAUGAGCUGAAGGAGGUGCCAACUGAGUCUGCAGCGGCAGCAAACUUGGUGCAAGGAUGUGCAGAUGAUGCAGAGGUUUCCAUGACAGAGGCACAAGGCAAUCGGAAGAGCUCAAAGAAGGAGAAAGAAGAAGAGAAGGAGAGAAAGAAGAAAGAGAAGGAAGAGAAGGAGGCUGCAAAGAUCAAAGCCAGGGAGGAAAAAGCCAAUGCCGCUGAAGAAAAGAAAAGACAGAAGGAGGAGCAGAAGCAGAAGCAGAAAGAAGCAAAGGAGAAGAAAGGCAAGAAUGGUAGAGACAAUUAUACUGAAAUGGCUUGUGUCACGGUUUCCAAAGGAGCAGAGAGCUCGGUACAGGAGAGUAACCCUGGUCCUGAUGCGCUAACCUCCGAUGGGAUGUCACAGGGCGUGGAGGAUGAGGGCGAAAGGCAUAUGGUUGUUGACGUCUCAGCACCCGAACUUGACGAGAGGACGGAAAUAUCAACCUGCAUUCAAGGAGGGAAGGCUGAGUGCGAGAACGCUGUCAACAGUCCUCUGAAGAAGGAUCAUAAUACAUUUAAUUUGGGAAGGAGAGCGAAAGGAAAGAAAGAUGAAAAGGCAGGGGUUGCUCGAGCGAGGAGUUCCUACAUCUUCUACUUGAUGGAGAAUCGUGAACGCAUGAAGAGUGAAAACCCAGGAUUGAAAACGACAGAAGUAAUGAAGAAACUUGCUGAGGAGUGGAAUGCGCUGACAAGUGAAGAAAAGAAGCCGUAUGAAGCAAUGGCCACUGCCGAUAAAGAACGUGUCGAGAAGGAAAAACUGUGUGGUGUUUGCGAGCCAGCAGCGGGAGGGAGUGGUCGAGGCACAGUGAGCGGAGAAAAGAGGAAAGCGGACCCAGAGACUAGAGUACCUGAAAGCAAUGCUACGAACGACAAAGGAGAGAAAAGUCAUAAGAAAAGAGGACGAAAACCUAAGCCACGAACAGCUUUUAUGUUUUUCUGCAUGGAGAACCGGAAUCGCGUGCAAACGGAGUGCCCGGGAGCGAAAUUUGGCGAGAUCAAUAAGGUACUUGGCAAGGAGUGGAAUGCAUUACCAGAAGGAGAAAAGGAGGUUUUUGAGCUAAGGGCUUCUUUAGAGAAAGCAGAAUAUGGGGCUCAGACAGCAAACAAAGCCUCUACAGCAAGAGAAAAGAAGAGAGGGAAAACUACAGCUCGUGAUGGGGACGAUCACCACACUGAUAUGCUAGAAGGAGAAGGAGAGGAUGAAGUCACGGAUUCUGAUAACGAGAUGGAUACUGAUGGUCACGUUGGGCGACAUGAUGUGGACGAAGGUGGUGAUCUUGAGUGGGUCUUUGCCAGAACACGUGAUGGGAAGUACGUGGCGAAACGCAAAGGAAUGGACUUGACACAAGUUGUUUAUGAAGAGCCACCAGUAAAGCGUGCAAGGGGAGAGAUGACGAAUGGUGACUUGGAUGAGAGAGCAUUGAGGAAGGCAAUCCGGAUGUUCCACGCAAGGCAGUCACAGUUUAAAAAGGAGAUUGACGACAGGACCACCAAACAGAAGGGUGACCUUGAACUUGACGGUCUGCCAGUUGGAAGUGCUCUUGAGAUGCUCUUCUUUCUGGGCAACAUACGGCAAGAUGUAUUUCCGCCCACAACGGUGAAGGCGCCUUAUCCUGAUGUCUGGAUGAAAGUCCCAAUGCUGGGGCUUUGCCAGGUUGUUCAGUCGGUGGUUGAUUGUGAGAGAGCAGCAAAACAGGCUUUACAGCAACGGCUUCUACGAGCACAGGAACGUGUUUGUCAACUAGAAGAGAAAAUCAGAAACGAAGAGUGAGAUUGCGGGUUACACUGUUGUGUUGGGGAAUCGCGGGACUCUGGCAGGACUGCACACGAUCAUUAUAUGAAAUCCGCAUCAGGAUGCCAGGCUCCGACAUGCAGGUGUUCAUCCAAAUCAAAUCAUAAAGAUGAA